GACCAACAGCCGAGCGGCCCCUCGCCCCACCCAACCUGUCCCAGAGGAGGGUCUCAGCCCUUCGUGUGCCGCCAUCCUCAGGUCAGGGGCUGGGCACCAGAAGCCUCCAGGACCACCCAGUUUGCUGACAACAGUUCUUCCUGCCCCCUGCCAGGUGGAGAGAACCCCCCUCCACCUAAACAAGAUGGGGAGUGAGGGUGGAGAGGGGAGUGAGGGGGUGCUGCAUCUGAAUCAGCAUUUUCCUCCAAUGAAAGCCAGGUUGAUGCUCUGAAAUAGCUCCUGUUUCCAUGGCAGCUGUUGCCGGGACAACCGUGUCUCUUUAGCUCCAUGCCAGGUUCCCUGUGAAAACUGAGAUCGUUCUUUGUUUUUGUGCCUCCGCAUGAUGGUUUUGCUCACUGGCCACCACUUGUCCCCUCUGAGCCCGACAGUUUAUUUCCAGGUCUCUGAAAUCGUUUGAGUUUUCACUGGGUUCUGGGGCCCUCUGGCCAUCAGAGCAUCCGACUCAGCAGGCCGAGCCCCGGCCACUCCUCCUGCCUGGGCCUGACUUCAAUUUGGAGUUGCUCUGAGAUGGCUCUGGCAGAGGUGGCCGAGGCACGGAGAAGUGACUGCCCUGCUGAGAGUCACACAGAACAUGACAUCGAAACGCCUUAUGGCCUUCUGCACGUGGUGAUCCGGGGUUCCCCCAAGGGGAACCGCCCAGCCAUCCUCACCUACCAUGAUGUGGGCCUCAACCACAAGCUGUGCUUCAACACCUUCUUCAAUUUCGAGGACAUGCAGGAGAUCACCAAGCACUUUGUGGUGUGCCAUGUGGAUGCCCCUGGUCAGCAGGUGGGGGCGUCUCAGUUCCCUCAGGGGUACCAGUUCCCCUCCAUGGAGCAGCUCGCGGCCAUGCUUCCCAGCGUGGUACAGCACUUUGGGUUCAAGUACGUGAUUGGCAUCGGAGUGGGAGCCGGAGCUUACGUGCUGGCCAAGUUUGCACUCAUCUUCCCCGACCUGGUGGAAGGACUGGUGCUGAUGAACAUCGACCCCAACGGCAAAGGCUGGAUCGACUGGGCCGCCACCAAGCUUUCCGGCCUGACCAGCACGUUACCCGACACGGUGCUCUCCCACCUCUUCAGCCAGGAAGAGCUGGUGAAUAACACAGAGUUGGUGCAGAGCUACCGGCAGCAGAUCGCGAACGUGGUGAACCAGGCCAACCUGCAGCUCUUCUGGAACAUGUACAACAGCCGCAGAGACCUGGACAUCAACCGACCCGGAACGGUGCCCAAUGCCAAGACGCUCCGCUGCCCCGUGAUGCUGGUGGUUGGGGACAAUGCGCCUGCUGAGGACGGGGUGGUUGACUGCAACUCCAAGUUGGACCCAACCACCACCACCUUCCUGAAGAUGGCAGAUUCCGGAGGGCUCCCCCAGGUCACACAGCCCGGAAAGCUGACUGAGGCCUUCAAAUACUUCCUGCAAGGCAUGGGCUACAUGCCCUCGGCCAGCAUGACCCGGCUCGCCCGCUCCCGCACCGCGUCCCUCACCAGCGCCGGCUCGGUGGACGGCAGCCGCCCGCAGGCCUGCACCCACUCGGAGAGCAGCGAGGGGCUGGGCCAGGUCAACCACACCAUGGAGGUGUCCUGCUGAAGCCCUUGGUCCCCUCCAAGACACCCACCUACCCCCGCCCGCAUCGACGUCCCACUGCCAUCCUCAGCCGGCUCAUUUCCCUUUAGUUUAUUUUUGUGAGGGUGAAGGGGAGAAAAUGGGGUUACUUCUCGUUUGUUUUAGAAUAUGAGGGGGUCUAUCUUCGAUGUGGCAGAACCGUCUUCAGAUAGUUUGAGGGGCUCACUCCUCGCCACCCCCAUUUCACCCAUGUUGUUAAAUGGACAUAGACCCUGUCUUCCAACUCCCCACCCCUCGGCACAGUCAGGGUGGGGUCCAGGAAUGAGGAGGACUGGCUAGCAAAGGAAAGUCUGAAUCCUCUAGUCAGGGUGCAGGAUAGUACCUGAGGUUGGUGCAAGCAUGGAUGGCCGGCAGGAUGGUUUAGAGAUGGGAGGGGGUUCGGAGGUGGGGGUGCUGGGAUAGCAGGUGCACAGGGUCAGCUCACUGUGCACCAGUACAUCAGUCUGUCCUCUACGCGGCAGCUUUCUGCACAGCAGCCACAAGGGGGCGCUCCUACCAGGUUGUGGUUUUCCUGGUGCUCUCUGGGCUGGGCUGGUCCUGCAGGGUCAGGCUGGCAGAGGCUGGAAGGGCUUCUCUGCCUACGGAUUAGGACAGGAACCCCACAGAAUGCCCACACACUCCAUCACCUCCUGGUCCUGUCUCAUUUUGGAAGCCGAGAUUCUGAGGCAGAAAAUGGCCUGGUCCUCCAUCUCCAGAUGGUGGGGGUGGGGGAGAAGAGCGGCUGAGGUUAAAGGCUGAGAUACCCCUUGAGCACACACCCCCUGAGAACUUCAUGGUGAACCAGCAGGCAGGUGAGUGAGCUUCCUAUAGACCCUUGUUGGCCCCAGUUCCGUGGAACCCAAUCAGCUGCAGCGUGGCCAAGGUCACUGGAAAUGUGUUUCUAGGGAGAGUUCUGGUCAAGCUGUGCCACAUUUCAUGGAGGUCUCACAAGGAGUUUUUUGACUCAAGUUAGCAAGACUUCCUCAGGCCCACAUAGCCAUAUCAGCCUGCUGGGGGGACUCUGGGCCUUGCUUCGAAUGGGAGGUGAAAGUUCCUGAAGUGGUCAGGGGCUGGGCAGAGUAGAGAGAGGCUCCCCCCACACCCAGCCCCUCCUCCAUCCUGCAGCCCAGUACUUGCCAUAUACUUCCUGCCCCCCAUCACCCAUCGGGUAAAAUCUCCUGGUCCAGAAACCAGAAGCCAUUUGUCUCAGAGCCUAAAUCAGUUGCCUCGCACCCUAAAACAGGUAGAAAGGGGAGAGCAAUGAAAACUGCAGGACAGUGGAGGGGGGGGCAGUGUGUGUGCGGGGUGUUCUGAGGUUGAGAGGACACCUGCAUCCACAUUUCCUCUGCACACAUCACCCCACUAUUUGAAGCCAUUACUAGACUGCUAGAGCCGGGUGGAGGUGUCUGUCCCCAGUUCUAUUCACUCAUGUGCUUCCUUUGAAUAUUGAAUGUGACUCAGCAGCUGGUAGAAUCCCUUACUGUAGAUAGUGCUUCAAAUCUUGGAGUUUUUGUUUGUUUGUCUUGCUGUGUUCUCUCAGAUGAGAUAUCUAUAAAUAUACAUUAUAUAUAUGUAUGUACAUUGGGUCCUCCCAUGUGUGGUUUUCCAUUGGAGGUUGUCUCUUUGGUCAAAGUGAACUUUUAAUGGAGUUUAUUAUCUUCCUCUGUAUAACGUGAAGAGCCUAAAUUUGUGUAUUUGGUGGCUGAUGUCAUGAGACUUUGAGAUGACAAGAUGUAAAACAUAAGAACCCUUGUUGAUGUAGACAGUUAACUGCGCUGAAAAACUAAUAAACUAAGAAC
Molecule: messenger RNA, 3440 nt
Organism: Talpa occidentalis (Iberian mole)
Lineage: Eukaryota; Metazoa; Chordata; Mammalia; Eulipotyphla; Talpidae
Gene: NDRG4
Product: NDRG family member 4
Exons: 15
Coding region: 568-1626 (352 amino acids)
Biological process (GO): positive regulation of ERK1 and ERK2 cascade; brain development; signal transduction
Cellular component (GO): cytoplasm
Source: RefSeq, a predicted model, not a curated record